ACCCUCCAACCAAGCUGGCCGGGCUGUUUAAUCAAUGCUGAUCCCAGAACAGGAGCAGACCCUGAGGCUUUGCUUCGGUGCCACUGACCCAAAUGAGCCUGACGCCGGAUGGCCAAGCCCACGUGGAGCCUCAGUACGCAGAGAAGGGCCCAGGACCUGCAGCCUUCAGAGCAGAGGCAGGAGACCUCCUUCGGAGGCCCGAGGCCCAGCAGCAUCCCAGCUCCCGGGCGGGGCGCUGGUGCUCCGGGCGGCGUGGCGGCGUGGCGCUGGGCGCCCUGGCCCUGCUGGCUGGAGCAGGCGUCGGCUCGUGGCUUCUCGUGCUGUAUCUGUGGCCAGCCACUUCUCAGCCGGCUCCCGGGGACUUGCAGGAUGAGGAGAGGCCCCUGGGCUGCCCAGAGGCCAGCGGGGAGGAGGCCCCGCCCCCCUCGAUUCACAGAACAGUAUCUUUCAGAAUAAACCCUGAGGGCUUCCUGCUGGCGGUACAGCUGAGGUCCAGGCCGGACUGGCUCCUGGUGUGCCAGGAGGGCUGGAGCUCCGCCCUGGGGGCGCGCAUCUGCCAGAGCCUGGGGCGGCUCAGACUCACUCACCACGAGGCAGUGAACCUGUCUGACAUCCAGCUCAACAGCUCGCAGGGGUUUGCUCAGCUCUCUCCAGGACUGGGAGGCUUCCUGGAGGAGGUGUGGCAGCCCAGGGACGGCUGUGCUUCUGGACAAAUCGUUUCCCUCAGAUGCUCUGAGUGUGGCACGAGGCCCCUUGCAUCCCGGAUCGUCGGCAGGCAGGCCGUGGCUCCCGGGCGCUGGCCCUGGCAGGCCAGUGUGGCCCUGGGCUCCCGGCACGCAUGCGGGGGCUCCGUGCUGGCCCCACGCUGGGUGGUGACGGCCGCACACUGCAUGCACAGUUUCAGGCUAUCCCGGCUGUCCAGCUGGCGGGUGCGCGCAGGGCUGGUCAGCCACAGUGCCGUCGGGCCGCACCAGGAGGCUGCGGUGGAGCGGAUCAUCCCUCACCCCCUCUACAGCACCCAGAAUCACGACUACGACAUCGCCCUCCUGCAGCUCCGGACCCCGCUCAACUUCUCGGACACCGUGGGUGCUGUGUGCCUGCCGGCCGAGGAGCAGCAUUUUCCGAGGGGCUCACAGUGCUGGGUGUCUGGCUGGGGCCACACCCACCCCAGCCACGCCCACAACUCAGACACGCUGCGGGACACGGCGGUGCCCCUGCUGGGCACGCGGCUCUGCAACAGCUCCUGCAUGUACGGCGGCGCCCUCACCCCCCGCAUGCUGUGUGCGGGCCACGCGGACGGCAGGGCGGAUGCGUGCCAGGGUGACAGCGGGGGCCCACUGGUGUGCCGGGACGGGGGCACGUGGCACUUGGUGGGGGUGGUCAGCUGGGGCCGCGGCUGCGCGGAGCCCCAUCACCCCGGCGUCUACGCCAAGGUUUCCAAGUUCCUGGACUGGAUCCGUGACACUGUGAGGGUCCGCUAGAUGGAGGAGAAGCUGCAGACCCCGCUGCAGAAGGCAUGGAUCUCCUCGCGCGUGACACGGGCAUCACCCACGGGCCAGCCUCCGGGUCCGGACCCCUCCCCUCGGGCCCUGGUUUUGAGUCCCUCUUUCUCACCAGAGAGCCUCAGAAAUAGGACAGCCCAUGGGCUGGGCUGGGAAAGUGAGGGGACGGGUGGGUGAGGAAGAUCCUCCCGGCAGCAGCUGGCACCCUCCCUCUGCCCUUCCCUGCGCGCAUCUUUUGGGAGGAUGCCCGGGGUGCCCUGGGACCGCUUUCCCCCUGCUCCUCGGGCAACAGAAGUGCCUCCCUGGAGGAGCCUGUGGCCCAAGGCU
Messenger RNA from Suricata suricatta (meerkat), 1829 nucleotides. RefSeq names its product transmembrane serine protease 5 (gene TMPRSS5). Gene Ontology annotation, molecular function: serine-type endopeptidase activity. Gene Ontology annotation, biological process: proteolysis. Bases 93 to 1481 code for a protein of 462 amino acids. The record is from RefSeq and is a predicted model, not a curated record. Gene Ontology annotation, cellular component: plasma membrane. NCBI's taxonomy places the organism in Eukaryota, Metazoa, Chordata, Mammalia, Carnivora, Herpestidae. The transcript has 13 exons.